This is a messenger RNA of Pollicipes pollicipes, 1750 nucleotides long. RefSeq lists its product as uncharacterized. The record is from RefSeq and is a predicted model, not a curated record. The transcript is spliced from 3 exons. The coding region runs from base 673 to 1014 and encodes 113 amino acids. Lineage: Eukaryota; Metazoa; Arthropoda; Thecostraca; Pollicipedomorpha; Pollicipedidae.
GCAUACGUAUAUGCCAAUGCGUUAGAAUGGUUGGAUCUGUCGUGUGCAAAACAGGUUAAUAGAAAUUGAAUUUUUGGCCCUGGGCCAGUCUAUCGAGUGUCUUCAUAAUGGCCACGCAGUUAGCUAAACCAUACCUGCGCGCUGCAGUCGUUAUUCUUGCGACACUAGAGUGUGGAGUCGCUGUCAAGCAGGUCUUGCACUAAGCGAUCACGGCUACUAAUCAUCGCAAAACUAAAGGCGAUACGAACGGUCUGUGAUCUUUGAAUGCAACAUGCAUGGCAUGCAAGAAUGAAUAAAAGAAGACAAACCCGCACGAAUGAUCACAAAACCUAAGCUAAAUGAUCAGGUUUUUUCGUCUGUUGGUUCAGUCUUGAAAAGUGGGAGAAAACGUACCCUGGACGUUAAAUCACGAUGAGUAAUUUUACGUCCAUCUCGUCACGCUGUAAGUGGUGAAAGUGUGUAGAGUUUGCUUCAAGAUCUUAUGAUGCGUCUCAGAUUGAACGUCUGCGAGUCACGCAUGAUCAGAAACGCCACCCUCGCAAGAGUGACAUCAGACAAGCCUUGGUAACUCAAUGUGACUUUUGACGGAAGCCUUUUUAUGCCAACAUUGGAGCAAAAUUGUUCAGGUAUUUCCAUUGAAUGUGAAGAUUGAAGCUGUCAAACAGGUGAAACAUGCCUCACUUCCAUUUGAAAUUUCGACUGCAUCGAGUGAUGGCAAAUGUCUACGCCUCGCUGCGCCUGAAGGUGGUGUGGAUUAUCCUGACUACUGCGUUCUCGAGGAUCGGCGCCGUGCCCAUCAUCAUCUUGACCUACCUGGGCUUCUCCCUGCUCGUGUCUGGCUUUGUGCUGACCGUGCUGGCCUACGCGCCUACCGACAGCUACCUGAUGGUUAUGAUCCAGGACAUGGGCGUCGCUGGCUUCGUCGGACCCGUCGCGCUCGUCAUCGGGCUGAUCAUCUUCGUGAUCGGCCUCAUUUUCUGCUUGUGCGGUAAGCGGGACGACGAUGACGAGUAGCGGCCGUUCGGAUGAACGCGACGACUACCAGGCCGAGUCCAGGGACGCGCGAUCGGGCUCUGUGUGGACGCGCCACCAGCGUCAGACAUACCAGCUUCGGGAGCCUGCAUAGCCCACCAGACCGCGUCUUAACCCACCACUGGCUUGCCCUGGCUUAGCCGAGGUGGUUGGUGCUGCCAAGACCGCGUCAUUGGCGUCGGAUUUUCGUACUUGAAGUGUUAAUUGUGCGUUUUGUUCUACGUAUAUGAUCAUAACUGCGCGGCCCGUAGACGUGUGGCUAGUUCGGGGUGCAGCAUGAGAUGCGCCUUUCGAAACCAUUGUCCGUGCUCCAGUUUCCGUAGCUGACGGUGAUGCGCCAUAAGAAAUGUCUGGGUGCGCCACGACAACGGGACGCUCGCCUGCUGGUCCCCAUGGGAGGGAUUCAGCAUUCACCGCCAUAUUUAGCUAACUUCAGAAUGCAGAGACAGUGUGCCAAGGCCAUUAGCUAAGGCACAGCCCAGCGUGCGUGAUGAACUCGCACGCGGUGUCCGGUAGGCCGAUUGUCACCAGGGAGACUGCGGACGCGGUCGUCAGCGUCGGAUGUACGACCGUGUCGGGUGCACCUGGCGAGAGCAGCGCGCCCAAGGCUAAGUUACAAAUAUAUCAUUUGAAGUGCGAGCGUGGCAUGAACACGGUUGGGGCUGUGUGGAAUAAAAGGAAAGGUCUCGUAUGGCACCUGGCCUUGACAUGCGACUCA